CUCAGUGAGCAGAAAGGGGAAAAAGGCUUUUAAAGAAAAAGUUGUUUAAGAAUUUAAUAGUAAAUGUUUCUUCUCAGAAUUCAUCUUCCUCACUCCCAUGUCCAUCACAACCAAACCAGGGGCCUAUCUCCACAUAAGACCCAUAUGUUUUCAUUUCCCCUCAUGAUAUCUGAGAUUCAUAUUCCUUUUCCCUUAUUUUCUUCCUUUUUGCAAUUCCACUCUCCAGUCACAGAGGAGACGCCAUUUGCCCCCAUUUUCUCCACCGAGCAGCGUCGUUGUGAGGUAAAAUUUCUGGAAUAUCUAUCAGUUUGAGCUUUUUCUCCAUUUGGGGACUGGUUUUUAGAUAUUUCUUUUUCUUCGGCAAGCCCAAGGGGGGGCCUUUCUCCUACUCCCAAACCCAUCAUCCAUGUCCUCCCUUCCCCUCAGAUGAUCUUUCUCUUUCCCGCCCUUUCGGGGAAUCCUGGCACUUUGCGCCGAGCCCACAAAGGGGCGCUCUUAGCCUCAGGAGGGAACUGAGCAUGCGUAAAACUCUGGCACAAGGAAAGUUCCUAGCAAGAGGUUUCUCUUUCGGUUCUUCCCCCUCCCUCCCCUGAGAGGCGGGGCGUGACCUUUGCCGGAAGCCUAGAGGUUGCCGGGAAGCUUUGCUGGAACGCGUAUCUCGACGAGACUCCAGAGUUCCAAAUACAACCUGCAAGCCAUUUGUAUAUCUUCAAAAUUGUCUUUUGGCUAAAGGGGGCUGAAUGACGUACUGUGGUCAGUCCUGAGGCUAGAGGAAGAAUCCUAUGAAUAAAAAGCAUUUGGAGAUCCACAAGAUUCCUUGAACCCAUUUGGAGUUUCAUUACAGAACAGAAAAGGAAUGGAGAUACAACUUUUAGCAAGUGAGGGAAUUGGAAAAGGCCCUUCUGCCAUUCAGCUUGGAAGUUGUGGGGAAGGCUGUUCAAGAACUGGGCAGAAGAUCGUACAGAAGGAAACCAUCCAUUCAGAAGUUCAGUUCUGGAACUUCAGGAGCGUCCAAUACCAGACUCAGGGUCCCCGAGGACUUUGCAACCAAAUCCACAACUUCUGUAGGCGAUGGCUGAGACCAGAAAAGCACACCAAAGCCCAGAUGCUGGACCUGGUUGUUCUGGAGCAGCUCCUGGCUAUCCUGCCCCCAGAGAUGGAGAGCUGGGUGCGGGAGUGCGGAGCAGAGACUAGCUCCCAGGCAGUAGCCCUGGCUGAAGGUCUCCUCUUGAGCCAGGCGGAGGAGAAAAAAGAGCAGGUUGAGUUGCAGAUCAGAGAUCCUGAGGGAAACAGGAAUCCAUCAGAUCCCCCUCAGGAGCUGUUUCUCAGGAGGAUCUCUCAGGAAAAGGACACCUCAGAGAAACAAAGGAUGGGGUUUUCUGGUGUUUAUGAUGGAGCUGAAACAGUGGUUGAGCCUCCAAAUCAAGGUGACCGUGUGUCUUUUGAAGAGGUGGCUGUGUAUUUCUCCAAGGAAGAGUGGUCUCAGCUGGAUCCUGACCAAAAAGUACUACAUAAUGAAGUCAUGCUGGAAAAUCAUACAAAUGUGGCCUCUCUGGGUAAUAAUGGGCAGGAGAAUAAAAAUUCUGAGGAGCCAUUCCAAGUGAUCCACCAUGAAGAAAGAAUAAAGAAGCGUAUAGCACAAAUGGAAGAAGAACAUUAUGAGAGAAACCAGUUGAAUAAUAGGAAUCAGGAGAAUUCAUCAACCAUUCAUACUUCAAUGCAAGAUCUUCUUCUCCAUCAAGGGACAAUAAAGAAGAAAUGCAUUGGGAAAAGUGUAAAGUUAAUCAAAGCUCAAUUGCAUGUAAAUGAACACUGUCCAGUCCAAAACAAAGGUGAAGAUGCCUUAAGUAGACACAAUGGGACUUUCCCUCUUUCUCUUGGAAAUAAGUCCCUUACAUCUCAAAAAGGGAUUGACAGAGAAGAGAAGCCAUAUAAAUGCUUAGAAUGGGGAAAGAAUUAUAGAAAAAACAGGCAACUUACUGUCCAUAAAAGGAUUCACACAGGGGAGAGGCCAUACAAAUGUGUUGACUGUGGAAAACUCUUCUGUCGAAAGUCUUCCCUUACUUAUCAUCAAAUGAUCCACAUAGGGGAGAAGCCAUUUAAAUGCAUGGAGUGUGGAAAGAUAUUUAGUCGGAUUGAUUAUCUUACUGCCCAUCAAAGAAUUCACACAGGAGACAAACCAUUUAAAUGCAUGGAUUGUGGAAAGACCUUUAUUCGAAAAAGUAAUCUUAAUGCCCAUCAAAGAAUCCACACAGGGGAGAAGCCAUUUAAAUGCAUAGAGUGUGGAAAGACCUUUGCUAAUUGCAGUCAACUUACUGUGCACAAAAGGAUCCACAUAGGGGAGAAGCCAUUUAAAUGCAUGUCCUGUGGAAAGACCUUUGCACAAAGCGCUCAUCUUUCCUCCCAUAAUAAGAUCCACACAGGGGAGAAGCCAUUCAAAUGUAUGGAGUGUGGAAAGACCUUUAUUUUGAACAGUCGUCUCACUGCGCAUCAAAGGAUCCACACAGGGGUGAAGCCAUUUAAAUGCAUGGAGUGUGGAAAGACCUUUUUUUGGAACAGUCAUCUUAUUGUCCAUAAAAGGAUCCACACAGGGGAGAAGCCAUACAAAUGUAUGGAGUGUGGAAGGACCUUUGGUCAGAGCAGCCAUCUUACCUCUCAUAAAAGGAUCCACACAGGGGAGAAGCCAUUUAAAUGCAUUGAGUGUGGAAAGACAUUUAGUCGGAAUGAUCUUUUUACUAUCCAUCAAAGGAUUCACACAGGAGAGAAACCAUAUAAAUGCAUGGAGUGUGGAAAUAUCUUUAUUUCGAAGCGUCAUCUUACUGUCCAUCAAAGAAUCCAUAUGGGAGAAAAAUCAUAUAGGUGCAUGGAGUGUGGGAAGACCUUUGCACAAAGCGCUCAUCUUUAUUCACAUAAUGAGAUCCACACAGGGGAGAAGCCAUUUAAAUGCAUGGAGUGUGGAAAGACCUUUGCUUGCAGCACUCAUCUUUCUUCCCAUAAAAGGAUCCAUACAAGGGAGAAGCCGUUUAAAUGCAUGGAGUGUGGAAAGACCUUUAUUUGGAACAGUCAUCUUACUGCCCAUAAAAGGAUCCACACAGGGGAGAAGCCAUUUAAAUGCAUCGAGUGUGGAAAGACCUUUGCUCGGAGCACUCAGCUUUCUUCCCAUAACAAGAUCCACACAGGGGAGAAGCCAUUUAAAUGCAUCGAGUGUGGAAAGACCUUUGCUCGGAGCACUCAGCUUUCUUCCCAUAAAAGGAUCCAUACAAGGGAGAAGCCGUUUAAAUGCAUGGAGUGUGGAAAGACCUUUAUUUGGAACAGUCAUCUUACUGCCCAUAAAAGGAUCCACACAGGGGAGAAGCCAUUUAAAUGCAUCGAGUGUGGAAAGACCUUUGCUCGGAGCACUCAGCUUUCUUCCCAUAACAAGAUCCACACAGGGGAGAAGCCAUACAAAUGUAUGGAGUGUGGAAGGACCUUUGGUCAGAGCAGCCAUCUUACCUCUCAUAAAAGGAUCCACACAGGGGAGAAGCCAUUUAAAUGCAUCGAGUGUGGAAAGACCUUUGCUCGGAGCACUCAGCUUUCUUCCCAUAACAGGAUCCACACAGGGGAGAAGCCAUUUAAAUGCAUCGAGUGUGGAAAGACCUUUUCUCGGAGAACUCAGCUUUCUUCCCAUAACAAGAUCCACACAGGGGAGCAACCAUACAAAUGUAUGGAGUGUGGAAGGACCUUUGGUCAGAGAAGCCAUCUUACCUCUCAUAAAAGGAUCCAUACAGGGGAAAAGCCAUUUAAAUGCAUCGAGUGUGGGAAAACAUUUAGUCGGAAUGAUGUUCUUACUAUCCAUCAAAGGAUUCAUACAGGAGAGAAACCAUAUAAAUGCAUGGAGUGUGGAAAGAUCUUUAUUUCGAAGCGUCAUCUUACUGUCCAUCAAAGAAUCCACACAGGAGAGAAGCCAUUUAAAUGCAUGGUGUGUGGAAAGACCUUUGCACAAAGCGCUCAUCUUUAUUCCCAUAAUAAGAUCCACACAGGAGAGAAGCCAUUUAAAUGUAUGGAGUGUGGAAAGACCUUCGUUCAGAGCACUCAUCUUUCCUCCCAUAGCAAGAUUCACACCGGGAGAAGUCAUAUAAAUGCAUAGAGCGUGGAAGGGCCUUUGGUCAGAGCAGCCAUCUUACCUCCCACAAAAGGAUGCAAACGGGAGAAGCCAUUUAAAUGGAUGGAGAAUAGAAAGACCUUUGCUCAGGCAAGUGGACUUGCUUCCCAUAAAAAGAUCCACAUCGGAGAAGCCAUUUAAAUACAUGGAAUUUGGAAAGACUUUUGCUGAGGCCGGUGGUCUUACUUCCCAUAAAAAGAUCCACAUAAGGGCGAAGCAAUUUAAGUGAAUGGAGUGUUGAAAGAGCUUUGCUCAAAGCAACAGUCUUACUUUCCAUAAAAGGAUACACACAGGAGAAGUAAUUUAAAUUAAUGAAGAGUGGAAAGAGUUCUAGUCGAAGUGGUCACUUUAGUUCCCAUAGUGAAAUCCUCAUGGGGUAGUGACAUAAAUGCACGUAGUGUAGAACGAUCUUUUACCUAAGAGGUCAACUUACUUCCCAUUAGAUGGUCCACAUGAAAUAAAACACAAAUGCAUGGAACGUGGAAAAUAUUUUGAUGAUGAUGAUUCCCUUAGUUCUCAUAAGUUUCCACCCUUGGGACAAACUUUACAACUUCAUGGAAUGGGGAAAGAGCUUCAGUUAUAGUGUUUCUUCUGCUUACCAUAACAAGAUGGAAAAAAUGAUGUGAAUGCAUGGAAUCCAUCAGUGGAACCACACAAGAAUAGCCUUAUCAAUUCAGAGUCUCAAUGGGAAUAGUAAUCUAAAAUCUAAUACAAAGGUCUACCUGGAUAAUAAUUAAAUAUUAUUAAAUGUUAAAUAAUUAAAUAUCAUUUGAUAUGAUCCAAA
Messenger RNA from Crotalus tigris (Tiger rattlesnake), 4925 nucleotides. RefSeq names its product gastrula zinc finger protein XlCGF26.1-like. The record is from RefSeq and is a predicted model, not a curated record. Gene Ontology annotation, biological process: regulation of transcription by RNA polymerase II. Bases 857 to 4126 code for a protein of 1089 amino acids. Lineage: Eukaryota; Metazoa; Chordata; Lepidosauria; Squamata; Viperidae. The transcript has 7 exons. Gene Ontology annotation, molecular function: DNA-binding transcription factor activity, RNA polymerase II-specific; RNA polymerase II cis-regulatory region sequence-specific DNA binding.